Messenger RNA from Toxoplasma gondii ME49, 3575 nucleotides. Its product is annotated as RNA recognition motif-containing protein. The record is from RefSeq and is a predicted model, not a curated record. Lineage: Eukaryota; Apicomplexa; Conoidasida; Eucoccidiorida; Sarcocystidae. The coding region runs from base 931 to 1782 and encodes 283 amino acids. The transcript is spliced from 5 exons. Gene Ontology annotation, molecular function: RNA binding.
ACUCGGAAGGCUACAUAGUUAGCGUUUGCGACUGUUCGUGCACUCCAAGAGAAACAGAUAGCGACAACUACGCUUGAUCGGGGGGGAGGGGGGGGUCGGAGGUUCGUGGAAAGAGAGGUGACGAGAAAGUGGAGGUCGACUUUGUCUCAUACAAGAAAAGGGGGGAGAAAUGACAUAGGGGCCAGCUGUGCAUUUUCUCGCACUCAGUACCAAGCUCCACGACUCGACGAGGCAGCAAAGUCCUGAGGAAAGGGCAGAACCGAAACCUGGUUACUGUUCCUUUUCUUCUGCCUAGUUUCAGCUCGUCUCUUCCGCUCUGCCACCUACCAGUCCUCCACUCCUCAAAGAAGGACCCCGGCGGUCUCCGCGCUGGCUGAGUUUUCCGGUGGAUGGUCUCUUUUGAUUAAACCCUUUCACUGUGUAUCUCCAGGACUGUCUUUUCCCGUCAGCCGCAGUCCGUUGUCGUUUCGUGACCCUGCCUCGCCUUCUCUCUGUCCCCCCGUCAUUUCCUGCUCGGUUCGAUAUUCUUGUCGCCGCGUGUCUUUCCCUGUUUAGUCGCUGUUUCGCACCGCUCUCUUCGUUCCAUUUGGCUCCUCCUCCUUGUCUCUGUCCUCUGUUUCCCGCUGUUUCUCCCGACCUUCCCUACAACUCGUCUUCGUCUGCCGAGCGCCCCGACCUUUUCCGAAGCCUCUCCCGGUCUCUAGUCUCCGGACGUCGUCACUCCGCUUCGGCUCUUCUUUCCUCUGUCGGCGCUGGUGUCUGGCAAACGACAAGUUUCUCGCUAGGUUUUUCAGCAAAGGCACCCGCGGGUAUUCGGGUUCCCUUUUCUUCUGGCCUCUCACAGCUGUGACAGUGACCGUCUCGCUUUUUCCAGUUUCCAGGAGCUGUUUUCUCUCGUUUGAAGGGAUUGUGCAUUAGACGUAGAUAAAAAUGCGAAGGGAGAGAGAGUACUCGCCGCCGCGGUAUGGCUCCCGUCGAGACGACCGAUCGUCCUCGCUAGACGGGCCAAUGCGGUCCUACGAUCGCGAGGACCGGGGCAAGUUUCUAGGUCGGAGAGAACGAGGCAGAGAGAUGUCUUCAGACAGGUCGCCUUCUCCGAGGAGGCGUCGCGACGACGGCCGCCGAGAUGAUUCUCUCGACGACCGCCCUCCUGGGCGCUACUCCCCCGGAGACGGCUACUACCACCGCCGGCGCUAUCCGAUGGACCACGAUUCGCCUUAUACUCGGAGAGACCGGGAUGGGCGAGACGAGAACUUCCGCGGUGCGAGGAACUCGUCCCCUGGAGAGCCCGGAGACGACUUCAGAGGCCGAUUCCGGGGAGACAAGUACGGAUCGGGUUCCGGAGAGCAGAACAAACACCGCAGGUACUCGGUGGUCGCGAGGGGCGUCGACCGUAGCGCUACUCAAGAUGACUUGAGAAAGUUCUUCGGCAGAUGCAGCGACGUGAAAGACGUCUACAUUCCUCUCCACUACAAAACCAAACAGCCCAGAGGCUUUGCCUUUAUUGAGUUCGAAACCGAGUGGGCCAUGGUGAAGGUCUUGAAGCAGCUGCAAGGCGUAGAGUUCCUCGGCCGCCGCCUGAUGCUCGAAGAGGCCGAGGGCGAGCCCAGUACAGCUGAAGAAAUGCGUCGUCGGUUCCAGCAGCGUCGUCAGUGGCGCCAGGAGAACGGUGACUUCGGCGAUCAUCACAGAGGAUAUCGCAGAGGAGGGGGCCCCCCUCUAUAUCGACAAAGUCGCAAUGAGCGGCGGUUUUCAAGAUCCCCCGACAGACGCGGAGAAUAAGAAUCCUCUCGCAGAGGGCCGCGGCCUCGGUCUCCUGGAGGCUUCAGAACGGAUGCGUUCGUCCCGCAGCGAAACCAGGGGCGCCUUUCGCCACCACAGCAGAAGUGUGAAGUGAAGGACUUUCUUUGUGCUUUCGUCUCUUGUCAAUAAGAGAGCAGAGCAAGAGCGAAGCUGGAAAGGCCGACCGAGCAGCAUAGAGACGCCAGAGUCGGCAAAUGGAGGCGAGAAUGGGGGGACAAGAAGGUCAGGCGAGAAGAAGGUGACAGUUCUUGCUUGGACCGGCCAGAGAGGUGCCGAAGAAUGUUUAUGGGGACCCAAGAGGCCCCGCAGUCGAAGCUGAGUGGAUCUCUGCUCCGGCAGGCUUCAUUCCGCGCCUUCUCUUCGUUAUCCUCCUCCUGUCUCGGACUUCCGCGUUCGGUUUAUUUGGCUUCAACGGGAGUUGAAUUGCUGGGAGGAAUUUCCUCUUCAGACCUAGGCUGGGGAGGGUUCAACUGGAGUUGAAUUGCUCAGAGGAACUUGUGUUUAGACUUGCCUUGCUCUCCGUCCCCCCUCCCCCCUGUUCACUGCUGGACGCCUUGUCUCAAUGAGGGUGCGCAGGAGGCGGCUUUGCCGUAGGUCUGUCAAGAGCCCCGAGUCGCCAGCUCCUGAGCCCAGAGGCUCUGGCCUUUGCAAGAGCAAGAAGUCAUUUUCUGAACGGAAAGAGAACCUGGUGGGUGGUUCGCGCAUGCGGAGUGUCUUUUGUCAGAAUUCGAGACCAACUCUCUUUUCACAGUGACGACCAGGACGUCUGCCACCGUACACUCUCAAGCGGAGCGAGGGAGAAGUGCCUGGUUGCGACCAAGUAAAUGGGCCUGCACUGGAUGUGUGCAACUCGUCCUUUUUUUCCUCUGGCGGAAGACGUGAAUAAGGGGAGGGACGAGCGACAGGGGAGCACCCAGAGUGAACGUUUCGCCGUGGUCUUUCCCUUUCUUAGCGGAAAGCAAGUUGGACUGGAAGCGCACUUGCUGUUGUUGUUCCCCGCGCCGUCUCGAGCCGCCUUUCAAGUUUUUGUCUUCGGCGCAUCGCCAGCGCACACCGCCCCUUUCGUGAUUUUUGUUGCGUUUUCAACAGUCGUGUUUCUUCUGUUCUUCGUCGUGUCUGCACCGCGUCUGUCUCCGCAUGAGUCUCAAGUGUCUUUGCACGUGCAACAGUUUUCAUGCCUCUUCAUGUCCGCUGCGUCGUUUCCAGCUUUCGGCCCUUUUCCCCUUGUUUUUUAAUCGGCUUGUAUGGCUUUUGCUCAUCGGAAUGUCGCGGUCAUUUGAGCGCAGCAUUGCUCGAGGAAGAAAAAUGACGACAGCGAUGGGAACAGUGUAGCUACCUGUAAGGACCAGAGGCGGAGGUGUUUGCAGCUUUGUUCCUUGCGCAUUCAAUGAAGAAAGGAGAAACUGAACUAUCAAGCACUAGCAGAGACCGCGUUUUCUUGUUUUUAUGGCCUGAAUCAGACCGUGUUCCAAUGGAAGCCUGCAAGAAAAAGCAGAGAAGAGGGAACAGGUAUCUGGCAAAACCACUGAUGGACCCUUGCGUGUAUUCGAGUUUUUUCCCUUCUGUGCCCGCUCGGCCUCUGCUGUCAUUUCUCUUUGCUGCACGCAAGACCGUGACCUUCCGUUUUUGCGAAACAUGUUAAAUGUGGAAAAUUGCCGGAUCCUGCCCACGCGCCGACGAGAGACUGUGCAAGACACAGCGCCUCCAUACAUCCAGUGCCGCACUGGGUUGACCAAAGUCUUCUCUGCAGGCAUGCUUUGUUCAUCGCUUCC